Vanderwaltozyma polyspora DSM 70294 is the source of this 1584-nucleotide messenger RNA. RefSeq names its product cytosine permease. Gene Ontology annotation, molecular function: nucleobase transmembrane transporter activity. Lineage: Eukaryota; Fungi; Ascomycota; Saccharomycetes; Saccharomycetales; Saccharomycetaceae. The transcript has a single exon. The record is from RefSeq and is a predicted model, not a curated record. Bases 1 to 1584 code for a protein of 527 amino acids. Gene Ontology annotation, cellular component: fungal-type vacuole membrane; plasma membrane. Gene Ontology annotation, biological process: transmembrane transport; cytosine transport.
AUGGAAAACUCUAGUGGGAGUAAAGAUUAUGAGUAUGAAGUUGAAGGUUAUGAGCUAAAUAAAAGAGACUUCAAGGCAUCUACAAAUGAUAUAGAUGCAUAUGAAGAGGAAUAUAAUGAAUUCUCUGGUGAGGAAUCGGUGGAAGAAACAAAGUUAUCCUUUUUCAGCAGAUUAGCUGCUGUCGUUAAUGCUGAAGCAAAAGGUAUCGAACCUGUCACUGACGAAGAAAAGACUGAUGAUUCGAUUAUCAAUGCAGCUUCAAUGUGGUUUUCCGCAAAUAUGGUUAUUGCUUCUUAUGCAUUGGGUGCUUUAGGUCCUGUUAUUUACGGUUUGAACUUUGGUACUUCUGUUUUAACUAUUUUCUUCUUCAAUAUUCUAGGUAUGAGUUCAGUCGCAUUCUUCUCUGUAUUUGGUGCAGAAUUCGGUUUAAGACAGAUGGUUUUAACUCGUUAUUUAUGUGGUAAUAUUACUGCAAGAAUUUUUGCAAUUAUUAAUAUUAUUGCUUGUAUUGGUUGGGGUGUUGUUAAUACUGUCGUCUCAGCUCAAUUAUUAAAUGAGGUUAACUCUCCACACCAAAUGCCUCUUUGGGCUGGUUGUUUGAUCAUUGUAAUCGGUACAGUUUUAAUUUCAUUCUUUGGUUAUAACGUCAUUCAUGCCUAUGAAAAAUGGUCUUGGGUACCAAAUUUUGCUGUCUUCUUAGUCAUCAUUGCACGUAUGAAAAUUUCUGGUCAAUUUUCUAAUGGUCCUUGGAAUGGUGGUGCUAAUACAGCAGCUGGUGUCUUAUCAUUUGGUUGUGCUGUCUAUGGUUUUGCUGCUGGUUGGACUACUUAUGCAGCAGAUUACACAGUCUACAUGCCAAGAAAUACAAAUAAAUUUAAAAUCUUUUUCUCUCUAGCUUUCGGUUUAUUAUUCCCAUUGUUAUUUACAAUGAUUUUGGGUGCUGCCGUUGGUAUGGGUGCAGUUAACAAUCCAAGAUGGAUGGAAUAUUAUAACGAAAAUGCUAUGGGUGGUUUAACUUAUGCAGUUUUAGUUGAAGAUUCAUUACAUGGUUUCGGUCAAUUCUGUUGUGUUGUAUUAGCAAUGUCAACUGUUGCUAACAACAUUCCAAAUAUGUAUACAAUUGCUUUAUCAGUACAAGCUUUAUGGGAUCGUUUCGCUAAAAUUCCAAGAGUUAUUUGGACUUUACUAGGUAACGUAUUUGUUUUAGGUAUUUCUAUUGCUGCAGUUUACAAAUUCGAAUCAUUUAUGGAAAAUUUCAUGAAUUCUAUUGGUUAUUAUUUAUCCAUCUAUGUCGCUAUCUCAUGUUCAGAACAUUUUAUCUAUAGAAAGGGUUUCAAAGGUUACAACGUUGAAGAUUGGAAUAAUCCAGCUAAAUUACCAAUUGGUAUUGCCGGUACUUCUGCUUUAUUCGUUGGUGCAGUCGGUGUAGCAUUGGGUAUGUCCCAAACAUACUGGACUGGUGAAUUAGGUAGAUUAAUUGGUGACAAAGGUGGUGGUGAUAUUGGUUUCGAGUUAGGUAUGAGUUGGGCUUUCAUUGUUUUCAAUUUAGUAAGACCACUUGAACUUAAAUAUUUUGGUCGCUAG